Messenger RNA from Parasteatoda tepidariorum (common house spider), 12370 nucleotides. The record is from RefSeq and is a predicted model, not a curated record. Lineage: Eukaryota; Metazoa; Arthropoda; Arachnida; Araneae; Theridiidae.
UUUUUAACUGAAAGCUCGACUUGAAGUGGCCACUUGAAUUAAAAAGCAGUGAAAGUAUAACUUGUUUCCCGCCAAGACCGGCUAUCUAGUCCCCACCCUCCCCAUCUACCAUUACACACUUGUUGCUUCUCUGCCACACUAAAAACGCGGAUAGUAGAAUAGAGUUGGUAGAGUGUCGAGGAACUCUGAGAGAGCAAUGUUACGUUCAUUCAGGAAAAAAAAAAAAUUAAUUCUACUUGCCUGGCUGUGAUUCUUUUGGUUUCGUUGUGUGUGGUCAGCUAUAUCAUUUGUGCUGUCUUGACGGAAAUAGUGUAAAUCAAACAUGCGUUCAGAUAAGGACGAUACAAAUGCAUUUUCCUCUUGAUUAAAUUUUGGAGAUCGUUUGCUAAAACUUAAGUUAUUCACUACAAAAAGUUUAGAUGAACAGUACAUGAAGUUUAAUUUAUCGUUUGCUUAUUUGAUUCUGAGGAUAAUCUAACAUGGAGAAGAAAAAGUGACUCAUGUUGUGAUCAAUGAAAAUGGAGCUUAAGUCUUUUUCGAAAAACAAAAUUGCGUUUUUUGAUAUAUUUUAAUUUUUAAAAAUGAAUUUUUAUAGUUUGAAGUCUAACAGAAGAAUUUCAAAAAUGUGGAAUGUCAUCAAAUAGUUCUCAUUAAUGUGGACCUGGUGUAUUGAAAGAUGAUAAUUUUUGAUGCCUUUUUGUGAAAUUAAAAGUGUGCUUUUUAAUUGAACUCAGUGAUAAUUUUCAUGAAUUUUAUUAUAGUUCCUGGAACUCCAGUAUGCUUAAUUUUCAUUUUUCAUACAUCAACCUUACUAUAUUAAUAAUGUGUCUUGUAGCGUAUGGUCGUGUGUCUAGGAAAGGCAAACGUUAUUAUAAUAGGACGUUUUAUGAAAAUCAAUAUUAUUACUCUCUGGAUAAUUCGUGGGAUUCUGAAAGAGGGUUAUUUCCAUCUGUAAAUAAUUUGGCUCUAAAUGCCAUAAUUAGUGCAAAUGCUACUUGUGGAGAAUCAGGUCCUGAAGUCUAUUGUAAACUAGUCGAACAUGUUUUUAUGAGAGAACCUCAAUGUGGUGUAUGUGAUGCCCGUAGCAAUAAUACCGAACAUAGGCACCCUAUCAUAAAUGCUAUUGAUGGCACCAAUAAAUGGUGGAAAAGUCCUACCCUUCAAAAUGGAAAGCGUUUUGAGUGGGUCACAAUAACUUUAGAUUUGAAGCAGAUGUUUCAGAUAGCCUAUAUUAUUGUUAAAGCUGCUAUUUCUCCAAGACCAGGGAACUGGAUUUUGGAACGUUCCAAAGAUGGUUUGAUUUAUAAACCAUGGCAGUAUUAUGCCAUUAAUGACGCUGAAUGUUACGAGGCAUUUGGGAUUCGACCUACAAUGGGAAAACCCAGAUAUAGAAGCGAUGAUGAAGUCAUAUGCACAUCAUAUUAUUCAAAGCUUAAUCCUCUGGACGGUGGUGAAAUUCAUACUUCUCUAGUCAAUGGUAGGCCUGGUGCUGAAGAUCCUAGUGAUACCUUAAGAGAAUUCACCGCUGCUCGAUAUGUUAGAUUACGACUGCAGAAAAUAAGGACUUUAAAUGCUGACCUCAUGACAAUGCAAUCCUAUGAUCCUCAAAAAAUAGAUAAGUCUACUACCAGAAGGUAUUUCUAUUCAAUCAAAGACAUCUCUGUGGGAGGUCAAUGUGUUUGCUAUGGUCAUGCAAAACAGUGUCCUCUUACUCCAGAAUUAAAAUUAUUUCAAUGUAAGUGCGAACAUAAUACGUGUGGUGAAAACUGUGAACAAUGCUGUCCACUCUAUCAGCAAAAACCUUGGCGACCAGGAAAUCUCAAUGAUGGAGCUGCUUGUGAAAAGUGUCAAUGUUAUGGGCAUGCAGAUAUUUGUUUUUAUGAUCAAACUGUGGCUGAUAAAAAGGCAAGUUUAAAUAUUAAUGAAGAAUAUGAAGGUGGAGGAGUGUGUAUAAGAUGUAAGCACCAUACUACAGGAAUAAAUUGUGAACAGUGUGAGGAUGGUUAUUACAGGCCUCUAGGAGUAGAGCGCAAUGAUCCAGAACCUUGUAGAAGAUGUAGAUGCGCUGGGAAAGGUGUCACUGGUUUCUGUGUUAAAGAUGAUUCUUAUAUAUUGGAAGGCAUUUACCCAGGUGACUGUAUUUGCAAAGAAGGAUUUGCUGGAAGCAGGUGUGAUCAUUGUGCUUUGGGAUAUAAGACCUACCCUGUGUGUGAACCCUGUCCUUGUGAUCCAUCUGGAACUGAAGGAGAAAGUACUUGUGAAGGAUUUUGUGUUUGCAAAAAAAAUGUGGAAGGUGCUCGUUGUGAGUACUGCAAGCAAGGUCAUUACAAUUUAGAUGCAGAAAAUUCAGAUGGUUGCACUGCUUGUUAUUGUUCUGGUAUCACUACUAGGUGUCAACAAAGUGAUUGGGGUGUAAAAGUGAUUCAAACUCUCGAUGGAUGGACAGUGAGUGAUAUUUUUGGUCUUCAUGUUGCCCACCCAUUAUACGAAGGUGAUUAUCUGAAAAUUACAAAUGAAGCCAUGCUUGGUUUUGACAAUUACUACUGGUCUGCUCCACCUGAAUAUCUUGGCAAAAAGCUUUAUUCUUACGGAGGAGAAUUGAGAUAUGUUAUUGGAUAUUCUGUAAUUGAAGAUGAUGGUGUUCAAAACGAUGCACCAGGUAUAAUAUUGGAAAGCGAUAUGAUUCGAAUUGGUUACUACUUUGGAUCACGUAAAAUUCAAGGCAAUAUAACAGUGACUCUCCCACUUCAAGAACGAGCUUGGUCCCAUUUAACAGCUGCUGGAAAAAGAAAUCGAGCAGUUUCCAGAGAAACAUUUGCAGCCGUGAUGAAUAAUCUGUCAAAGAUUCUCAUUAGAGCUAAAUAUCAUUCUGAUCAAGUCAUUGGAAUUCUUUAUAAUGUAGAGAUGGAAAUCGCUGAUCGUGGAUCUAGCAGUUUGAAGAAAAUGGUUACUGUUGAGAUGUGUGAAUGCCCUCUAGGAUAUUCAGGCUUAUCGUGUGAGAUUUGUGAAACAGGUUACAGAAGGGUAAAUGAAAUUUUGCAUAAAGGUGUUUGUGAGAUAUGUCAAUGUAACGGACAUUCAUCUACAUGUGAUCCUUUUACAAGUUAUUGUAAAAGUUGUGCCCACAAUACAACUGGUCAUCGUUGUGAGAUGUGUAAGGAAGGAUUUCAUGGAAACCCUCUUCGAGGUAGCCCUGAAGACUGCCAACCUUGUGCAUGUCCUUUGUUGAAUGAGGAAAAUAACUUUUCUCCCACUUGCAAAGAUAUUGUUACUACUGAAGGGGCUACAGACUACAUUUGUACUGCCUGCGCUGUUGGUUACAUUGGCAAUAAAUGCCAAAGGUGUGCUCCUGGUUACUUUGGUACUCCAGGCACUCCAGGUGGAUCUUGCCAGCCUUGUGAUUGUACUGGAAAUGCUGACACAUUUGAUCCUACGUAUUGUGACCAUAUCACUGGACAGUGCUUGAAAUGUAUUGGAAAUACAGGUGGAUGGCACUGUAAUGAGUGCUUAGAAGGACACUAUGGCAAUGCUUAUCAUCACGUUUGUAAACCCUGCGGAUGCCAUCCACUUGGAUCAGAAAAUUCCAUCUGUGAUAGAGACACCGGGCUUUGUGAGUGCAAGCUGAAUUAUAAUGGAAGGGAGUGUGACAGAUGUGAUUAUGGCUUAGGUAAUAUUGAAUUAGGAUGUCUGCCAUGUCGUUGCAAUAAAACUGGAACAAUUCAUGAAAAUGUGGAUAUAUGUGACCCCGUAUCCGGGAAGUGUGAUUGUAAACCUGGUGUAUUUGGUCUUAAAUGUGAUACUUGUCUUGAAGGAUAUUACAGCUUUUCUGAAAGUGGUUGUAAAUGGUGUGGUUGUGAUGCUAAUGGUGCUGCGACACCUCAGUGUGAAGAUCCAAGUGGGCAAUGCGUUUGUAAGAAGAAUGUUAUUGGCAAGACUUGUAAUCAAUGUGCACCUGAAACCUGGAAUUUGUUAUCCGGUAAAGGAUGUGAAGAUUGCAAGUGUGAUGAAUUGGGAUCUGUAAGCUUAGUGUGUGAUGAAUUCAAUGGGAUAUGUACUUGCAAACCAGGUGUUGGUGGUGACAAAUGUGACAUGUGUUUACAAGGUUAUUUUGGAUUUUCCACGACUGGAUGUAGAAAAUGUGAACCUUGCCAAAAUUCUGGACAUGUCUGUGAUCCUGAUACAGGGUUGUGUGUUUGUCCUCCUAAUACUGAAGGUGAAUACUGUCAACGAUGUACUUCAUCAUCAUGGGGUUAUGAUCCAGUUCAAGGAUGCAAGCUUUGUGAUUGUAACUUCAGGGGCUCCCCAAGUGAUAAUAUUUGUGAUGUAGAUAAUGGUAAUUGCAUUUGUCAUGAAGGUUAUGAAGGGAGACGGUGCGACAAAUGUCGAUUCGCUCAUUAUCAGUUCCCGGAUUGUAUGAGAUGUGAAUGUCGUUAUGAUGGUACAGAUCCUUCCCAAUGUACAGCUGAAGGUCUAUGUCAAUGUGAUGAAAAUGGUCAAUGUCCUUGCAAGGAAAAUGUAGAAGGAGUUAAAUGUGAAUUUUGUAAACCUGGAACUUUUGGAUUGGCUGUUGAUAAUCCACUUGGGUGCUAUGAAUGUUUUUGUUUUGGCAGAUCUAAGGAUUGCAAGCAAGCAGAAAUGGUUUUGUCUCAAAUUACCACUCCUCCCCGAGAAGUUAUAUUCGAAUUAGGAAAUACUCCUUUGGGCCUAUCAUCUCAUAAAUUUCUUCUAAUACCUGGACAAAAUGGAAAUGUAAAAUUGGGAAUUCCCUACAUUAUUGCUCAACCAGUAUAUUGGAUGCUCCCGAAAGAAUUCCUUGGAGAAAAGACUAGAUCAUACAAUGGUGUAUUGAAAUUUCAUAUUGAGAGUCGUAGCUCCAGACGUUAUCCUGAUCCUCAGUUGUUCAUAUAUCCACUUGUUGUAAUAGAAGGUAACAACCGCAAUCUUGUCCAUUCACCAUUUAUGCCUAUAUCUGGUGGAAAAUACAGUGUUCGCUUUCGCGAGGAUGAAUGGACUCAAAGAGAAAAUCCUGAAGUUCCUGUAACUAGAGCUCUCUUGAUGUUAGUUUUACAGAAUGUUCAACAAAUUUUAAUUCGAGCCACUGAAGGUGCUGAUGUAAAAAUUUCAAGUGGCAACCUUUUAAGAAUUAAAGAUGUCAGCAUGGAAGUAGCAGUUCUAUUGUCUCCCACUCCAGCGUCUCCUUAUGUAGCUGUUGGAGUUGAAAUUUGCAAGUGUCCUAAAGAAUAUAGUGGAUUGUCCUGCCAAGAUCCAGGUAAAGGGUAUUAUCGGAAGAAAAAAAUAAAUUUCCAGAACAGUACCGACUUAAUCGAUCAAAUUGGAAUAUCUGUGCCCUGCCCAUGUAACAAUCGAAGUGAUAUUUGUGAUCCUGAAACUGGAUUUUGUCAAAAUUGCAGAGAAAAUACAGCAGGUGCUUUUUGUGAGUUAUGCGCAAAAGGAUUUUUUGGUGAUCCUACUAGAAGUCCAUGCCAACCUUGUGAAUGCCCGCUGGUCAAUAACAGUUUCAGUGAUACGUGUGAUUGGGAUAUAACUGGUCAUGUUUGCACUAACUGUCAACUAGGAUAUGAAGGAAAGCAUUGUGAAAAAUGCUCCCGAGGCUUUUAUGGGACUCCUACCAUGAUGGGUGGACAGUGUCUUGCAUGUAAUUGUAAUCCCUAUGGCUCUUUAGAUCGCAUUUGUGAUCGAAUGACCGGUCAGUGUCACUGUCGAAGGGGUAUAACUGGUCGUGACUGUACUCAAUGUAGCCCUCGUCACAUCCUUACAGACAUUGGUUGUAAAUCUUGUGAUGAUCAUUGUAUUGGACCUCUUUUAAAUGAUGUGGACUUUUUAGUUGAGUCCUAUGCUAAACAUAAUUUAUCAACCUUCUCUCCUCGACCAUGGAUCCCUUUACUUCAAAUAGAUAACCAAACUAUUGCAUUACAGAAGUCCAUUUUGAAGUAUUACAAUGUCCUCGAGGAAGGUCAAAAUAUAUCUCGUCACUUUGUAGCAGAUUUUGAUUUUGAGACGCUUGCAGACUUGAUGUAUUUAAGGGGACGAGAUAUCAAUAUCAGAGGACCUAUCGUAACAUUUGAUGCAUUUGAGGUAAAGGAAGAUUCUGAUGUUUUGUUUAAAAUGUUAGAGAAAAUUUGGAGAAGCAUUCAUGGUGCUGUAAAUCAUUUGCAAGUGCAAGGGGCUAAUUUAAAUUUUUCUGCUGCUGCAGUUGAAGAAAAAAUAGCUUAUUCUGAAGAUGUGCUGAAUGUGUUAAAAAGCAGAGAUAUUGACAUGAUUAGAGAAGAAAGUGAAAGAGAAAUGAGAAAAGCAAGUCAAAUAUUAGAUGCUGUUCAGAAUGUAAUUAUGGAUUUCAAAGUUUUUACUGCUGGGGAAGAAACUUUGAGAAGCUUAUCAGAUCUCUUGACUGAAUUCAUCCAUUUGAUUGAAAGACGAAUUCGUCUGACUUCUGUCAAAUCAUCAGUGAUUGUUUGUGAGGCAAGGGAAAUUGAAGAUAAAAUAAAUAAUGAUAUUUCUGAGGGAGAGAAAGCUAAGAAUAUUGCUAAAGAAAAUUUAGAGGUAUCUGAGAACUUGUUGGUUGAAUCUGAAAAUCUUUUAGGAAAUGUUUCUGUUAUUUUGGAAAAAGCUAUGCCAUUGCAAGCACUUAUGGAAAAUGCAACAGAGCAGCUUGAGCAUCAUAGAGGUAUUCUUGCGAGGUUGAAUCCAAGAUAUAUUCAAAAGUUUGUUGUGCCAGCAGCAGAGCAUGCAGAACAUAUAUCACAGCAAGCAUUAUAUCUAUCUAACCUUUUUAAAUCUGCACAAGUAGCAUCUAAGUUUCCAUUAAUGGCUGCUAAAGUUUAUGAAGACAUUAUAGACAAUAUUGAAAGUGCUGUCAUAGCUGCUAGAAAGACUCUUAGUGAUGCUCAAAGAACAUAUAAUGAGGCAGAUCCAAACUUUAAGAACUCAAUAUCAAGUCAAGCUACUAUUCUGCACAAAAGAAGUGGUAAACUAACAAAUCAGGCUUCAAUGAGAAUGAUUGAAGUUAAAAAUUUAACUGAUGACAUAAAAAAAUUCAAAGCAAGAAUAAAGAAAAUCAGUGAUGAUAUUAUGCAUAUUGUUACAUCAUUAGCUGAGUUUAAAGAUGAUAUUGAUGUUUUACCCAGAGAUAUAGCUGAUCAAUUGCGCACUGCUGAAGAUAGACAUCGAAAUAUUAGUGAUAAAAUGGUAUUAUUGCAUGGAAAAAUAGAUAUGUUGCAAGAAAUGCUAAAUGUUGAGCUUUAUGACAGAUUAAAUUAUCUUCGUGUGGGUUCAACGGCAGGAUUAUUUAAUAUCACUAAAACAAUUGAUAUUGGAAAAGAAAUAACAAAGGCUGCAAUAAAAAAAGCAGGUACGGCAGAAAGCAGAGUAGAUCGAGUGAAAUCAUUGAACAACCAAAUGCAAAGCAGUGUUAGAAAUUUAAAAAACAAAAUCCUUCUUGCAAGACAAAAAGCUUCCAAUAUCCGUGUUUCUCUGAGUGCUGAUUCUACUGGAAUUUGUGUUAGAUCAUAUAGACCAGAUAUCGAACCAACCUCUACUUCUUCCAUUGUCCUUCAUUAUGCUAUUAAAACUGAUGAUAAAGAUAGUUUAUUAUUAUUCUUGGCUAGUUCUGUCUCAGAUGACUUUAUGAUUGUUGAAAUGGUGAAUCGUAAGAUUCGGUUUAUUUGGAAUGCUGGUGGGGGUACUCAGGUUAUUCAACACAAGUUAACAAUUGAAACUAAUGAUGCUCAGCUGCUAAAAGAUGAACGGUGGUACAAGAUAUCCAUUAAUAGGUUUGGAAACAUUGCAACUCUCAGUGUUAAACCCACGCUAUAUAUUAACAAAGAAGAUCCACUUAUGGUCACUGAUUCUUCUCCACCAGGAUUUUCAAAAAUGGAUUUGGAUUCAUCCUCUUUCUUUUAUAUUGGUGGGACACCUAAAGGCUUCAGAGUACCUCGUGAAUUAAAAGCAAGAAACUUUGCUGGUUGUUUGUAUGAACUAGUAUUGGAUGGUAAAAAAGUUGGGUUAUGGAAUUUUGUUACAAACCAAGGUUGUGAUGGUUGCAAGGAAGGAGCUGCUGAAGUGGCAGAUUUUGCUGCUUAUAGUUUUAGAGGAGAUGGAUAUGCAAUUCUUCCACAAAUCAAGCGUUAUAAUAAAAGAUAUUAUGUCAUUGCUUUACAUUUUAAAACUUUUGACGAAGAUGCACUGCUCUUCUUUUCCCCAAAUAAUGAAAGCGGAGAAUUUGUCUCAUUGGAACUUCGUGGUGGAUACGUGGUAUAUCAAUUCAGCUUAGGAAGCCAGUUUAGAUCUGUUCUGAAAACUACAAAAAAAUACAAUAAUGGCACAUGGGUGCGUCUUACAGCUCAGAGAGAAAAUUUUCAAGGUCAACUUCAAGUUGGCGAUGAGUUUUUGGAUGGAGCAUUACCUAAAAACAGUCCUAAAACUCUGGAUCUUCAAAAAAGUUACUUAUUUUUUGGUGGAGUCCCUCCAAAUUUUACAACUAACACAUGGAAUGGAAUUGGAUUUCAAAAAUUUUUUGGAUGUAUGAAGGAUUUACAAAUUGAUUCUACCAUAUUGGAUCUUCUUCAAAAUAGUUCCUAUGGAGUUGAACGCAGUUGCAAAGACAUUCCACAAAAAUCUGUUGGAUUUCGGGGAAGUGGAUUCAUUGAAAUGCCUGGUAUCUCUCUUGGCGAAGAAUCUAGUUUCAGUAUUUCUUUUCAAACUACUCAAACCUCAGCAGUAUUACUCUUGUCUACUUUUGAUACUGGGAGGAAUUUCGAAAGCAAGAAAUCGCGAACUAAUGGAAAAAGAAGAAAGCAUUACUAUUCUGUUGCUCUCAUUGAUGGAUUGAUUGAAGCUAGAUUUAAUGGUGGAAGUGGAGAGACAAAAAUUAUAUCUGAUGAAUUAUAUAACGAUGGAAGAUGGCAUUCCAUCACAAUCAUGAAAACACACAGGAAGAUUGUGAUGAGAGUUGAUGAUAUUGAAGUAGGAUCUGGCAGAUUACCAAAAGGCAUGAAAGACAUUGAUGCACCUCCUCAAAGAGGUCUUUAUUUUGGUGGUUUUAGACAAGGCAUUGAUUACAAAUCUAUGAUAUCAACAAAAACUCCUUUGUUUGGCACCAUUAAAGACCCAAUUUUCAAUAAUAGGCUUCUUCGUUUUGAUGAAUAUUUUGAUUUCAAUGGAGCUGGCAUUGGUCGUACUCAGACAGAUUGGUUUGGAAUGGAAGCACCUUAUGCUGGAAUAGUUCGUCCUUUGGAAAGAUGUUCAGAAAUGGCCUCUUAUGUUCUUGAAAACAGAGCUGUUAAGUUUGGUGAUGAAUUGUCAAGUUAUGCUAAAGUACCCAUUGGAAGAAAAGACUUUGUGCAUGAUUUCAAUGUGACUUUUGAUAUCAGAACUUAUUUUUCUAAUGGACUAUUGACACUGGUGAAAAAUGGUCGUAGUGUUUCACAUUUUUCCUUGAUGUUGCUUGGAGGACGAGCUGUUAUUAAUAUGUUUGACAGAAAGGCAAGACGAGCUACAAACCCUGCUCAUCUAAAUGAUGGUAACUGGCAUCAUAUUUCCGUAAAUAAAACUGGGCGACAAAUGGUAUUUUCAGUUGAUUAUAAAAAACGAGGUAUCAAUUUUAAAGUUCGUCGGCGAUUGGCUUUAAGAUCUCCAUUAUAUGUGGGAGGAGUGCCUGAAGAUAUGGAACCAAUUCCAAAAGUGGUUAUGGAGAGUUUCAGGGGUUGCAUUCGAAAUUUCAAUUUAAACGGCUAUUAUCUAGAUAUUGCUAGUAGUGAACUGCAUAAUGUUGGACAUUGUUUCUCAACAAUUGAACCAGGAGCUUCCUUUUCUGGAGACGCUUAUGCUAUUUAUGCUGACAAAUUUAAUCUGGGUCAAAAGUUGGAUGUUCAAGUGGAGUUCAAGACGACAAGGCAGAAUGGUAUUAUCUUAGCUUUAAGUGAAGGUUACGGGAUUCCUUCAAUAGCUUUAGAACUCGGAAAUGGAACUAUUGUGCUGUCUCUUGUGCUGGGAAAUUUAGAAAAACCUUUUAAGACUGUGAAAACUUUUGAUUCUCCUUAUUAUUUGUGCGAUGGACAGUGGCAUAUGGUAACUGCUCAAUAUGCUUACAAAACGGUGACUCUAAAAGUAGACCUUUUUGAUUUGGUCAUUGGUCACAGUUCAUCAGCUCCAUUAGAACCAACUACUUCCAGUCCUCUUUUCAUUGGAGGCAUUCCUGAUAACUUGCCUUCCGGUGCUCUUCAUAGUCGAAGUAAUUUUGUGGGAUGCCUUAGAAAUCUUGCAAUAAAUGAUAGGCGAGUGGAAUGGAUUGAUAUGGCUUCCAGGCAUCAUGUUUUGCCCAAUGCAUGUCCAACUUUUUAAAUGUUUGUGAUACUUAAUUCAAUUCUGCCUAAUCUAGUGGACCUUAUCGAUUAAUCUAUGAGACUGCUGUCUAAAUAACUCCUCAUCAGAUGAAUUUGAAUGCCUGUUUUUUGCUUUAAAAGUAUAACUCUUCAUUUCUUAAGCUAUAACUUCAAAAUUUUUUCUUACUGUUUUUCUUGAAGUAAGAGAUAACAUUAAGAGAUAACUAAAUGACUAAUAAAAAAAAUAGUUUCCAACUUCUUCAUAAGAUUAAUAAUCUUUAUUGUAGAUAUUUGAACUAGUUUUUGUAAGCUCUUAAGAACAUUAUUAGCUGUAUUCAUUGAAUAGUUUAAUGGCAUUUAUCUACACUUUGAUUUUUUAUGUUUUUUUAACACCAGAAAAAUAAAUCAGCAAAAUAAAAUUUCUAUUUUUUUUAAAUAGAAAUUUUCUUUUGCUGAUUUCUGUUAUAUUAUCUAGAAGUUACAAUUCAUGGUCACAAAAAUCUUCUGAAGUCAUUCUAAUUGAAAAUUGCGGGUGUAAAAAAUGGAAUUGUCUAUUUGAGGUAUGAACUUCAAAUUUCGUUUUAUCUCACUCUAAGCACAGUUAGUUAAAUAUGAGCUGUUAAUUGAGGAUUUGAAACCCACCUUCUUCAGAUCAAUGGGUACCAGAUAGUCUAGAAAGUAAAGAUGACUUUUAAGCAAUGCUGACCACAUUGCAUCAUUUUGCCAUUGGUCUGGAGUUUGUGGAGCUUUAACCUUUUUUUUUAUCUUAUCGACUGACAACGACUGAUUUGGAAGAAUUCCAUUAUUUCGUGCUUUCAAGGAAAAAUAAAAAAAGCUUUCACCAUACAAAUUUCAAAAUGAGAGAGAGCAUAUCAUAAUAUCAUGUAACUUUUUAAUAUUAAAUUUUCAUUUAAUAUUUUUUUUUAUAUAAUUAAAAUGUAACAUCGGGAUUCAACAAACAAGCCAUAGCAUCCUCUUUGUUAAUUUUUCUCAUAAAACAAAUAAAAAAAAUUAUCGUUUUGGUUAAAGAAAUGUUUCAAUGUUACAUGAGAAUUUACUAUUACUUUAGACCUUUUAAAGAUAAAUCUAUCAGAGUUAACGUAAAACUAAAUAUUAUAUUGAUGUGGGAGUUAUCUUGUAAUUAUGCAUGUAAAUAUGCUGUUUAUCUUUCUGAGUCAUUGUUGAAAGUGUGAAAUAAAUCUGAUAUUAUUUAAAACUUUGUUAUAUCUUUAUUAUGAUUCAAAUCAUUUAUUGAGAAGUUCUUCUGAAUUUAAAUAAUUGAGAAUAUGUUAUAUAUUUUUAACAUUUGUUCUGAAUUUUCAUUUAUGGGUUCUAAGCCUAUUAUUGUUCUUUAAAAUGUGUUGAUUAUCUUGAGUUUUUUUAAUGUUAUUUAAUAUGUCACUUUUGUUUAGAGUGGCACUUACUAUGUUAUAAAGAAAAGAAAAAGUUCCCAUAACUUAAAAUAAAGUAAUUUUUUAUGUUUUUUAUGAAUUUUUUUUAUUACCAAAUACUUGUUGUGCAAUGUUACAUUAAAUAUAUUAAUCCAUCCCUCCUUCAAGUGAUGGUUUUUCUUUUUUAACUGUGUUUUCCCUGGUGCAUGAUGUAUUUUUCCCAUAGAGAUUGUAAUUAUUGUGUUUUUAUUAUCUUAAUUUGUAAAGUAAUUUAUUUUUUCUUUGUAAAUUAUUUUAUUUUUGUGUUGCAAAUCAAUGUAUGAGAGAGGGCUUGGUUCUUUCAUAUGCCCUUUGAAGUUCAGUCAAGAUUGUUUCUUUGUUUUAUAUGUACAUUCAUAUAUAUCUGAUCUUAUAUAUUAUAUUUGAGUAUUGCCUAUAAAUUUGAGUGUAAUUUUGAUGAGAAAUAUUUUUUUACUGUCACUGGAUAAUUCUAAUUGUGGCGGUUAUGUACAAACAUGUUUUGUGUUUAUAGUCUGAUCUUUAACACUGCCAUUUAUUUUCAUGUACUUACUCAGUUAGCUAGCUUUAAUGUAAGAGUAUUUUAGCCAAAUAAAAAGUGCAAUUUCAAAAUUGGUUUAA